This is a messenger RNA of Sphaeramia orbicularis (orbiculate cardinalfish), 2952 nucleotides long. RefSeq names its product RAB14, member RAS oncogene family, like (gene rab14l). Gene Ontology annotation, biological process: phagosome maturation; Golgi to endosome transport; defense response to bacterium. Lineage: Eukaryota; Metazoa; Chordata; Actinopteri; Kurtiformes; Apogonidae. Bases 121 to 768 code for a protein of 215 amino acids. Gene Ontology annotation, molecular function: GTPase activity; GTP binding. The transcript is spliced from 8 exons. Gene Ontology annotation, cellular component: trans-Golgi network; recycling endosome; phagocytic vesicle. The record is from RefSeq and is a predicted model, not a curated record.
CCCUGUGCCUUGAGCAGCCAUCUUGGAUAGGCAGAUCAUACUUGAGCCAGGAUAACCUGCAUACCUCUUCAGAACAGCUCAAGCACACAAAACUUAAAAGACUUUACAUCGAGAGCCACAAUGGCCACUGCACCGUACAACUACUCCUACAUUUUCAAAUACAUCAUUAUCGGCGACAUGGGGGUUGGGAAGUCGUGUUUGCUUCACCAGUUCACAGAAAAGAAAUUCAUGGCAGACUGCCCCCAUACGAUUGGUGUGGAGUUCGGUACAAGAAUAAUCGAGGUGAGCGGUCAGAAGAUCAAGCUGCAGAUCUGGGACACAGCGGGACAGGAGCGCUUCAGGGCCGUCACCCGCUCCUAUUACCGCGGCGCGGCUGGGGCACUCAUGGUCUACGACAUUACUAGGAGAAGCACAUACAACCACCUCAGCAGCUGGCUGACUGAUGCUAGAAACCUCACCAACCCCAAUACUGUGAUCAUUCUUAUAGGAAACAAAGCAGACCUGGAGGCACAGAGAGAUGUCACAUAUGAGGAAGCCAAGCAGUUUGCUGAGGAGAACGGUCUGUUGUUUCUGGAAGCCAGUGCAAAGACAGGUGAAAAUGUCGAGGACGCCUUUCUGGAAGCCGCUAAGAAAAUCUACCAGAACAUCCAAGAUGGCAGCCUGGAUCUGAACGCUGCUGAGUCGGGGGUCCAGCACAAGCCCUCGGCCCCCCAGGGCGGCCGGCUAACCAGCGAACCACAACCCCAGAGGGAAGGCUGUGGCUGCUAAUGACCAAGCAAAAGCCUCACUCCCAUAAUCCUCUUAUCUCCUUCUCUUAUCCCUUUCUCUCUUUAUGUAUGUCCCACCUACCUGUCUUCCCCCUCCUCCAUCCAUCCAUUCUUCCACUGCCGCACAUCCAUUCACCCUGUGGGAGCUGCGGGUGGACUGAUCAUGACUCGGGCUAGACUGAGAUGGGCUGUGUGGACUACAUCUCACCCUCCUCCUCCUCCUCCUCCUCCUCAAACUCAGUGUGUUGUCGUCCCUUGACUCCUCCUCUGCUCCUUUUACACCAUUCAGUCUAGUCCCCUCGUCACAGUAUCGUAGAAUCCACCACACAUCACACGGGUUACUGACACUUUAGACGUAACGUUCAAAGGAUAAUGAUAAACCAAGACUGUUUAUUUUUUAUGUUUGGUUUUAUACCUGCUAUAUAUGACAAGCAAACACUGCGGUAAAACGCCAUCCACCACUGGCAUUAAUCAGAUCAAAACAAUAUAAUCCCAAACUCCUAACGCCUCUUCUGCACAGUUUGACCAGUUCAACAUUGUAAUAAUUAUGUGGUAAAUCUUUAUGGAAAGUGAAGGAAACAUAUCAUCGGAUCACGCAGCCACAUGGGCAAGAGAGGCUCUUACAUCCACGAUCAAGAAUGUGAAGCGAGCUUUUUCGGUGGGCUUCCCUAACCAGCUUUUUGGUUUUAAUUGUGUUUCUGCUGCUUGGGCACAAAAAAGCAAGUUCUCAACACUGCAAGACUAGGAAUAGAAAGGAAAAAAGUACAUUCCCAGUCUUUAUGAGAUAUCAGAGGAGGGAUUUGUGGGUGUUUUCCAGCUUGUAUGUGUGUAUUUGUGUCUGUGUGCGUUAAGAAUUUGGAUGUGUGUGUGUCUUUUGAAGAAGACAAAAAUGACACUUUAACACAGCUUUUCUGUUCCAUCAGCAUCAGCUCUCCCUCUGUGUUCACCCAAAGCAAACCCCCCUUCCCUAGGUCAUAUCAGCAUUUUCUUUAUUGUUUGUUGCCUUAUUAUGUCUAAUCUUUCUUACUUCUGCUGCACUUGCUCUUCAUACUAUCAAUUGACUGACCCCUUAUAUUAUUAUCACAUCACAUUAACCUGAAAAUAAAGUGCACGUACAACAGGCAGCUCACACGGUCCUAUUUUAUUUUUUCUCUCAAAUUGAUCAGCAGCAGCACAGUCCUUAAACCCUAAUCAUGACCAGUGGGUGGUUUAUGAAAACCAUAAGGAGAUGCGCACUGUUUCUAUUAGAGCGAAGCUGCACAGAUCAGCUGAAGCAUUGUCCAUUUGAAUGGUUGGUCCUCUGCCUUGUAUAAUUAACACACCAAGCAGCUUGCUCCGCCCACACCACCUUUUAAUCUCAAUGAAAUCAGUAAAACCAAUUUUUUUUUUUCUCCAAGUACAAUUUUUCUGUACCAUAGAGUGAUUCCCUGAUUGGAUAGCUGUAUAUAUUUGCUUCUUAACUAUUGGUGAUAACCUUGCUACUUGGAAUUUACAUUUUAUUUCUUUGCUGGCUCUGCCGAGAUCUGUACAGUUAAAUGUGCUAGUGGGUUGCCUGUAAUUCAUGCUUGGGAAAUUCUGUAAUAUAGUUUCUAUUAAAUGUAUGUAAAGGACAGACACCUAGACACCCCCCCCCCCCCCCCCCCCCCAAAAAAAAAAACAAAAAAACCCCCAAACCUGCACACUACUGAACCUGCCGAUUGGUGAGAAGAGACGAAGCUGAUCAAGACAAUGCGCGAACUAGUAUUUAUAUCUGCUGAUUCCUCUCUUUAGUAUGGAGUGAAGAACGGGGGCUUGGGUUUAUGUUGUGUAUUCUCUGUCUCUCCGUCUCUCUCUACCCUGCCCCACCCCCCUUCCCCCAUCACCCUGUCAAAGCUCCUCCUCCAUGUGGGAGGUGCCUGCAUUGCUGUUUUAAAUUUGAGGGAGUGGGAUUGGUUUGUUGUUGUUGUGGGAAGUUUGGUGGGAUGGGUCUUCCUUUGUCCUGUUUCCCACCUCUUUGCAGUCUGAAUGACCACUUCCUGCUUUUGUCUGUCCACAAGUACAAAAAAAGUACAUAUGUAUAAAUUUUUAAGGAGCUGUGCUAACAUUUAAAUGCGUUCUUGCGUGUAUAUGAUUUUAAAAAUGUUGACAUUUUGAUUUUAAUGACAAAAUACUCUAGACAGAAAAAAUAAAUUAUACAUAACCUGUU